UUUGCUACAUAGCGGAUUGCGUCGCAUCGCGGAUAUGACAGGCGCAUUCUCGUCACAAGAUAAUGGCAAUGUUCUGAGGUAACGCACAGAAAGAGGGAUGUGGAAUAUUUGUACGUGAAGUGCUGUAGUCUACUUCCACGACAACGGGUUUCAUAUUGGUGUAGCCAGCUGCCUGUCACCAUGGCAACCAGCAGCYCGGUCCCUAGCGACAACCUCCCCACUUACAAGCUGGUGGUGGUGGGGGACGGAGGGGUGGGGAAGAGCGCUCUCACCAUCCAGUUCUUUCAGAAGAUCUUUGUGUCUGACUACGACCCCACCAUCGAGGACUCCUACCUGAAACACACAGAGAUAGACGGACAGUGGGCCAUCCUGGACGUGCUGACACGGCAGGCCAAGAGGAGUUCAGUGCUAUGAGGGAGCAGUACAUGAGGACGGGGA
Salvelinus sp. IW2-2015 is the source of this 438-nucleotide messenger RNA. NCBI's taxonomy places the organism in Eukaryota, Metazoa, Chordata, Actinopteri, Salmoniformes, Salmonidae. The record is from RefSeq and is a predicted model, not a curated record.